Ostreococcus tauri is the source of this 723-nucleotide messenger RNA. RefSeq names its product Glutathione S-transferase, N-terminal. The transcript has a single exon. The record is from RefSeq and is a predicted model, not a curated record. Lineage: Eukaryota; Viridiplantae; Chlorophyta; Mamiellophyceae; Mamiellales; Bathycoccaceae. Bases 1 to 723 code for a protein of 240 amino acids. Gene Ontology annotation, cellular component: cytoplasm.
AUGCCGCCCGCGGUGACGCUGUACACGCACACCCUGUGUCCGUACGCACAUCGAGCGUCAUUGGCGCUUGUCGAGAAGGGUUUAUCGCCGAAAGAGUUCGAGCGACACGUCGACUUGAGCGCCAAGCCCGCGUGGUUCUUGCGCGCCUGCCCGCGCGGCCUCGUCCCGGCGAUGUCCCUCGACGACGGCGACGUCAUUACGGAGUCCUUGCGAAUUAUCACCGUCGUCGACGACGUGUUCGAUCGCGGGUCGCUCACGUCGAGGGUCGGACCGCGCGAGGAGAUUUUGGAUUUCGUCAAGGACGCCGACGCGUACGGCGGAUUCAUCAGCUCUGGUCUCUCUUUCAUAGGUGGUGGGUGGAGCAUCCGUGGUGUUCAACCGCGAUCGAGCGUGAUCGACGGGUUGGAGCGGAAUGUGGCACGCUUGGACUCGCUCUGCGCGAGCAGCGGAGGGGACUUUCUGUUCGGCUCGUCGCCAUCAAUUGCUGACAUCGCAAUAUACCCGUUUGCCGAGCGGUUUCAGCUCGCGAUGCGCGAGUUUCAGGGGUACGAACUCGGAGAAUCGCAGGGAGCACAGGCGUUCGUCGUCUGGCUCGCCGCGAUGGCCGCCAGAGACUCCGCAAAGGCACUCAGACCGAACGACAAAGAGUUGCUCGAGUCAUGGCGACGAACAGGGAGGCUGGAUUACUUUGACUACGAAACGGCGGACCGUGAGAGUCCUUGA